AUGUUGGCUGUGAAACCAUCUAGAAGACGUAUAUUUUUCUCUGUGGUAUACUUAAAUGCUGCAUCGAAACCAAAUGUUGCAGCCUUUUCACAUAGGUUUUUUUCAACAACUUUACAGAAUUUAAAGGACGUACAAUCAAAAGCACAGAAGUACAAGAGCAAGAGAACAAAGCUGGCACCAGAAAAGAGAAUCCAAACACCAGAAGAGUUAUUUCAUUCUGCAUCUAAUGUUGACAUUGAAAAUUUAAAGAAAGACGUUGAAGAAAGGACAAAAUUGAGAUAUAUUGAACCAAACAAACUUUGGAUCUCAAAAAUUUUUCCCGAUCUAAAAUUGCCUCCAAACUUUUCCUUUUACGAUGAUCAAUCAAACAGAGAUUAUAUCAAGUACCAGCUUGUUAAAAAGUUUGGAGACGUCUCAAAUAAAUUUGUUUGGAAAGAUUUUCAAUAUAAUGAAGUUGCUGUAGGUGAUGUUGUUGACCUCUCAGGUAACUUUGAAAAAGGUGAUUUAUCAGUGAUAAUUGGCCUUCCUGAAGAUCCCGAAGAUCCUAGAUAUACUUUAUUGAACGCAUAUGGUGAGAUUCAGUUUGUUUCGAGAUCUAAGAUGGGAGUUAGGUUGCCUAAAGUGUUUCCGAAAGAAUGGUUUUGUAAUUCUCUCAUGGAAGAAGAACUAUUCUGGGAGGGGUUAGACUAUGAUGAAAUUGUACCCAUUGGUAAGCCAAAAUACAAGUUAGAAGAUGUCAUUGACAGAAAUAAGAUUUUUGAAAGUGCUAUUGCUAGGUCAAUCUCAGGUGAAAAUGCUGUCAAAACUUAUAUAUUACCAUCACUUCUAUCAGGCCUGGUAUCUCAAAUCUUAUCGAAAAUUAACACCAAGGCAUGGCAAAUUUUACCUAAUACAAAUGUCAAACUAGAAAUUGUGCACAAUAUCUUACAAAGUAACGAGGGGCCAAUUCAAAUUACCCUUUAUCAAAUGUACAGAGCAGUCCAGUUAACUGACCUUAAAAUUUUAAUGAAUAAUUUGAAAGUUACUAAGGCUGAAGACAUAAGCAAAGCAUAUAAAUUGUUAUUUGACACCAUAACUAAAAACCUCUUUAUCGGUAAUCAAUAUGACUCAAUUAGCUUGGGAAAAACUGUAUGCGGUGGCUCAAAUUUGAAUCUUGAGGUUGACAUCGUUGACUUUUACGCCUUUAUAUUGGGUCUGCGGAAAAAUAAUCAAUUGUUCAUGCAUGAUGCAUUUACUAAGGCAUCGUCUUAUGUCCUGGCUCUCCCAUUGAAUAGAAUUGUCAGAUUUAAUGGAAUGGUCCAGGCAUUCAAAGAUGACAACUCGCUAUACCCUCUAUUGUCUGGUUAUUUGAAGGAUAAAAUCGAACAAAAAAAUAUCAAGAAUGCCAACUAUAAAAAGAUAUUACCAUUCUAUAUAACAUUCAUUGAUUUGCUAAAACUCUACUGUUCAGGAUCGGUUCAGAACAACAUAUUAGAAUCUUUUGUCAUGAAAAUCAUGAGAAAUAUUCCAGAUUAUAAAGAUCUUGAUAUAACUAACUCCAUCGUUUUUGACCUAUUAUUAAAAACUAAUGAAAUCACGUCACGCGAGGGGCCUUCCAAAUGGUGGGACAACGCUAUGCUGCCUUUCAGUGGUGUUUCACUAAAAGCUGACAUGGAACAAGCAUAUUAUGAUUCAAUUACGGAGGAAAAUAUCUCUAGCUUUGUUGAUCUUGAGCACGAUUCAACUGACAAAAGGGUCAAAUUCAAUGACAUUGUUUAUUGCAUUGACUCCGAAAACCCCCUAGAAAUUGAUGACGGUAUCUCAGUCAAGAAACUAAAUCAAGAUGAAUACUUAGUUAGUACUUUUGUUGCGGAUCCAUCCUCAUAUUUAGAGCCAGAAGAUUUGAUAUCCAGGAUUGCAUUAGAAAGAGGUUUGACUCUUUACUUGCCAGACCUCUCAGGUACUAAUGCCAUUCCCCUUCUACCUCUUGAAUUUGGUAAAAAAAUUCAGCUAGGUUAUUUUGGACAAGAUACAAGAGCGUUGAAAAUAUCAUUCAAGUAUAAUGAGAAAACUAAAAGGGUUGUACACUUAAGUGAUGAUGAGGUUAUUAACUUUGGUGUGGCAAAUAGGUUUGUUAAAAUCGAUUACAAUUCUGUCAAUAAAUUACUGUCAAAUGACCCGCUUACAGAGUCUAUUCUUCAUGAAAAAUUGGCCAAUUCGGAUAUUCCAAUAUCUCAAGUCAAACAAGACCUUCACAGUUUAAGUAUAAUUUCUCAACAUUUAAAUGAUGAGGCGACUAAAUCUGGUCGUAUCUCUUUGUUUGACCAAAUUAACGUUAAAAAGGAGAUAGCGAACAUUACUGAAAAUGAAGAUAAACAAAUCCAACUUGUUUUCAAAGAUAUUUAUAAUGACGAUACCAUUAAAGAUGCACAGUUGCAGGGAGCGAAAUCAGAACAGUUGGUUUCAGAAAUCAUGGUCAAAGCAAACAAUAUUGCUGGUAAUUUUUUUGCAAGAAAUAAAAUACCAGCUAUCUAUAAAAUUCAACUUCCACUAGAAAUGUCUCCUCAAGUAGCAGCGUUCUCGAAGAACGUUACUCUUAAGAAAAAUGCUGACUUUAAGGAUUUGACAAUAUAUCAAGAAUACUUGACUAAGUCAACGAUAGCUCCUUUCCCAGAAAAACAUGAAUUUUUGAACAUUACUCGUUAUGCUACAGUUACUUCUCCGUUGAGAAGAUUUUGGGAUUUUGUUAAUCAUUGGCAAUUGCAUUCUUUCUUAUCUACGGGUAAACCCAAGUUUACGCAGGAUCAAAUAGACUAUAUGACCUUGCAGCUUAAAUAUAAAGAUGAACUAAACACAAAAUUAGCAAAUAAGGUUAUUGGAUUUUACACCUUCAAAGCAUUGCAAUAUUUACAAGAGCAUCAAGGCCAAGAAGGACAGCUAUUGUUUAAGGUGAUUGUUACCAAGAAACCUAGCGAGGACGGUUUAAUUGAAGUUAUCCUUUUGGACUAUGGUGUCAGGUGUAUUCUGGAAACCAGCUGGUAUGCUUUGAACGCAGAAAAAGCUGACACACCAAAGGCUGAAACCAAAGAUGUUGCAAUAGGUGACAUCAUCGAUGACGCAACUAUUAAAGAUAUUGACUUACUCGAUGGGUCUAUUUUAUUGACGAGCAAAUCUGUUUAA
Messenger RNA from Pichia kudriavzevii, 3159 nucleotides. RefSeq lists its product as uncharacterized. The transcript has a single exon. The record is from RefSeq and is a predicted model, not a curated record. Gene Ontology annotation, molecular function: RNA binding; 3'-5'-RNA exonuclease activity. The coding region runs from base 1 to 3159 and encodes 1052 amino acids. Lineage: Eukaryota; Fungi; Ascomycota; Pichiomycetes; Pichiales; Pichiaceae. Gene Ontology annotation, biological process: mRNA catabolic process. Gene Ontology annotation, cellular component: P-body; exosome (RNase complex).